Dentiscutata heterogama is the source of this 283-nucleotide messenger RNA. NCBI's taxonomy places the organism in Eukaryota, Fungi, Glomeromycota, Glomeromycetes, Diversisporales, Gigasporaceae. The record is from the annotation of a GenBank genome assembly.
UGUAUUACCUCCUUCACCUUCUGUAUCUCCUUCAAGACUUAAUCCCAAUAAUGACACUUCUCCGAAAUUACCUCCUUAUGCUGCAUCUGAACACGCUUACUCUCGAAGUUCUCCAAUAAGUGCUGAAAAACAUCAAAAAUCACAACAACAAUUGGAUAUUGCAAGUCGAAAGGAGAGUAGAGUGGAUCCGAACAUGUUGGUACCAACAUCACCUUCUCCACCUUCUUAUAGGGAGCGUUCAACUCCCACACCUGAAGAUAUUUAUACGAGAAAUUAUAUAUGA